GAUAUGAUGAUUAGAGUAUAACCCGAGUGACACGUUGAAUUCGCCAUAAUCAAGGAAACCUUUUCCGGGUGGGGAUCUCUGAAAUUACUCAGUGAGCAACCCUAAUUAACCUGAUUUUUUGCUGAUAAUCACUCUCAAUGGAAUCAAAUCACAAAUCCGGGGAUGGAUUGAGCGGCACCCAGAAGGAAGCAGCCCUCCGCGCACUGGUCCAGCGCACAGGAUAUAGCUUGGUCCAGGAAAAUGGACAAAGAAAAUACGGUGGCCCACCACCUGGUUGGGAUGCUGCACCCCCAGAAAGGGGCUGUGAAAUUUUUAUUGGAAAACUUCCCCGAGACCUUUUUGAGGAUGAACUUAUACCAUUAUGUGAAAAAAUCGGUAAAAUUUAUGAAAUGAGAAUGAUGAUGGAUUUUAAUGGCAACAAUAGAGGCUAUGCAUUUGUAACAUUCUCAAAUAAACUGGAAGCCAAGAAUGCAAUCAAGCAACUUAAUAAUUAUGAAAUUAGAAAUGGGCGUCUCUUAGGGGUCUGUGCCAGUGUGGAUAACUGCCGGUUGUUUGUCGGGGGAAUCCCAAAAACCAAAAAGAGAGAAGAAAUCUUAACAGAGAUGAAAAAGGUCACGGAAGGAGUUGUUGACGUCAUCGUCUACCCAAGCGCUGCAGAUAAAACCAAAAACCGGGGCUUUGCCUUCGUGGAGUAUGAGAGCCACCGGGCGGCAGCCAUGGCCAGGAGGAAACUGCUGCCAGGAAGAAUUCAGUUAUGGGGACAUCCUAUUGCAGUGGACUGGGCAGAGCCAGAAGUAGAAGUUGAUGAAGACACAAUGUCUUCAGUGAAAAUCCUAUACGUCAGAAACCUUAUGCUGUCUACCUCCGAAGAGAUGAUUGAAAAGGAAUUCAACAAUAUUAAACCAGGUGCUGUGGAGAGGGUGAAGAAAAUUCGAGACUAUGCUUUUGUGCACUUCAGUAACCGAGAAGAUGCAGUUGAGGCUAUGAAAGCUUUAAAUGGGAAGGUUCUGGAUGGGUCUCCCAUUGAAGUGACUCUAGCCAAACCAGUGGACAAGGACAGUUAUGUUAGGUACACCCGAGGCACAGGUGGAAGGGGCACCACACUGCAAGGAGAGUACACCUACUCUUUGGGCCAUGUUUAUGAUCCCACCACAACCUACCUUGGAGCUCCUGUCUUCUAUGCCCCCCAGGCCUACACAGCAAUUCCCAGUCUUCAUUUUCCAGCCACCAAAGGACAUCUCAGCAACAGGGCCAUUAUCCGAGCCCCUUCUGUUAGAGAAAUUUACAUGAAUGUACCUGUAGGGGCUGCGGGAGUGAGAGGACUGGGCGGCCGUGGCUAUUUGGCAUACACAGGCCUGGGUCGUGGAUACUCGGUCAAAGGAGAGAAGAGAGAAGACAAGCUCUAUGACAUCUUACCUGGGAUGGAGCUCACCCCAAUGAAUCCUGUCACUCUAAAACCCCAAGGAAUUAAACUUGCGCCCCAGAUAUUAGAAGAAAUUUGUCAGAAAAAUAACUGGGGACAGCCAGUGUACCAGCUGCAUUCUGCCAUUGGACAAGACCAAAGACAACUAUUCUUAUACAAAAUAACCAUUCCUGCUCUGGCCAGCCAGAAUCCUGCUAUCCACCCUUUCACGCCUCCGAAGCUAAGUGCCUACGUGGAUGAAGCAAAGACAUACGCAGCCGAAUACACCCUGCAGACGCUGGGCAUCCCCACAGAUGGAGGGGAUGCUGGGACUGCAGCUGCUGCUGCUGCUGCUGCUGCUACGGCUACGGCUUUCCCAGGAUACGCUGUCCCUAGUGCAACUGCACCUGUGUCUGCAGCCCAGCUCAAGCAAGCAGUAACCCUCGGACAAGACUUAACAGCAUACACAACCUAUGAGGUCUACCCUACUUUUGCAGUGACUGCCCGAGGGGAUGGAUAUGGAACCUUCUGAAGAUAUCUUUUUUUAAAUUUAAGAAUAAGACACACAAAACUCUAUAAAGAAGAAAUAAACUUCUAACUCAGUCCCCUAAUGAUCAUAAGUAAUAUCUUUCCUAAAGCAAUGCCUUUCCUAAGACUGUAUAGGUUACACUUAUUGUAGAAUUGUGAAAUGACAUCAAAUGUUAAGGAGCCUUUUGUUUAACAGAAAGCUGGAGAGCCAUUGCCCCCAGAAGUUGUUCUUCCAAUGUUCCUCAGUGUCCUGGGAGCAUGUUUACAAACGCUGACAGAGUGGAGAGAGAUCUUUUAGCCGGCAGGGGUUAGGGCUGAACAGACCUAAGUAGUCAGUAACAACAAAGGAAAACCAGGUAAACUCCAGAGUCUUAACUGUUAGCUCACAGCUGCUUUCGUGAUACACAAACACAGAGGCAAACGGAAGGUAGGAGGAUGCUUUGCAAAAUGGGUUCACCAUUGCCCACUGCAUGGGGCAUGAUCCCAAACCUGUGCUCCUGAAAGACAGUUCAAGGUUUGAUGAAGUCAGCCAGGCUGCAGUCUGAAAAUUCCAUCCAGUCAAUUUGUCAUAGAUGAGGAUCUUCCUGUCACCUGCAGUCCCUGGGAACUUCCUAGAAAUGGAUAUGAUGUGUGGCAGAUAUAGUUAAAACAAAUCCAGGCCCCGCUGUUUAUUUAACUCAUUAGCCCACCCCUAUAUUUUCCUAGAACUGUUGUCCUUACCAAUAAUGGUACCAAUAUGAAGCGAUUUUUUUCUCAUUUCAAAAACUUUUACUUGUCCACAUUGAUUCAUUUUAAUCUUAGACUCAUUUUGCUCAUCUCUUAUAUCAUAAAAAAAGUAAAUCAAAUCUACAGAAUAUCAUUUAUGAUACUUUCUCCUAUUCAGCAAAUUGGCUAAAAAAGUCAUUUCAAAGACAGAAGCCAAGCUUCGCUCUUAGUUCUUGAUCUUUUUGCAACAAUCUAGACCACCAUGCAGCAUUCAGAGUCAGUUCUGUUAAGAAAUUCUGUACCUUCCCUUCCUUUUUCUUUCAGUCAGUAUCAGGCAGCAUUACCCUACCUGAGUCCUUUUGUCUUAAAGUUGUCACUGGAAAACCUUAUAGCCAUCACUGCUGAUUAGAAACUGUUUCUUCAGACAAUCAGCAAGGGUGUUAUUAUAUUUACCAAAAUCCCCUAGUCUUGGGCCUCUUCUCCAGGAACAUCUUCUCCAGGAACUAACAAACCUGGAAUGGAGGUACUACUUUCUUGCCAUACUCGCAAAUGAUUGCUUUGCUCAAAACAGAGACAGUCAAAGUCCAACACCAAAUACCUAUUACUACUACUCUAGUCUCAUUAGUGAUUAAGGCAUACCAUACUAUCAUUUCCAUUUUUAAAAAUCCCUUGGCACUUACAAAAUUCUAUAGAACUCAGGGGAAAACAUAAACAUAAAGGUACAGAAAAUUUUGUCAACUCCUUAAUGUAAUCCUUUGAUACAAAAUCACGCCAGAUUCCAAUCAAAACCAGGUAAAUUUCAAUCACAAUUAAAAAUACUUGUAACCUUUCAGUUCUGUUCACUCCAGUCAGGUAUCAAGGGCUUCAAAGCUACAGCUGAGACUCUCAAGGGCCUCUGCUUUCUGUUUUACAUUUAGUUUCUGGUAUUCCCUGGGGCAGUGAUUUUCAAACUUGGCUGCACAUUAGAAACACCUGGAGAGCUUUUAAAAAUGCUAAUGCCAAGAUCACAGCUCAUACCACUCAUAUGAGAAUGUGCUGGAGCAGGAGCUUGGCAUCAGUAUUUUCAAAGAUCCCUAGGUGAUUUCAAUGUGUAUCUAAGUUUGGUAACCGCUAUUUUCUUGUAUUUCCACUCUGUCCCUUAAUUGUUUUCCUUCCUAUUUCACUUUCAUUAAAUAGAAAACUACAAGAAAAAAAUUGUCUCAGUUAAAAUAGCCAGAUCAUAUUUUUACAUAUGUGCGUCUCAUAAUCGGUAUGAGUUGGAAUAAAAUUCAUAUAGGCUUCAAAGGAUUAAUAACUCUAAAAGUGAAAAAGUAAAAAAAUUUCUCCUAAAGCAAUUCUUAGAUCCAAAUUUACACUCCCCCACAGAUCUGCUUUUAUUCUCAAAAAGAGUAAUUACAUUGACAUAACAAAUGUCCAUUGAGGCUGGCAAAUUUCUACUCAGCCUAAAAAACGCAUUCCAAAUUCCAAGAGCAAAAGUUUUGAUUUUCCUUAAAAAUCUUUAAAAAUAAGUAGCAAAGUGCAUUCUACAUGUCUAGUCAAUGCAAAAUAGGUUUGAUGUAAAGAAGUUUUAAAUUUGAUCAAAAUGAAAAGAUAAUUAAUACAGGACUGGCCUUAUAAAAAAAAAUCAUUAUUCCAGAUAAGGUCAUAAUCACUGUUUUAAAAGAUUAAAAUAAGAGACCUAAACAUGCAAUAAUGCCAAGUGUCAAGAAAAUUGCCACUGUAACACCAUCUCAUUACUUUAAUGGAAAAACACAAGUAUCCAUGACAUUUACCUCUUUAGAAAUGAUUUAUACAAAUAAGUAGGUGUUGGGGAUUUUUUGCUGAAACUUUACUUCAUUUAGCAAUAAUAUCUAGAGAAUAUUUUGAAUUUCAUUGGAAUAUAUUCAUAGAAAGUGUCAAGGUGUCUGCCAUGCCAUGUUUGUUCUUGCUUUCCCCAAGUUAAGAAAUAUAGAGCAAGUCCUGCUAGCGUGAGUUUGAAACUAUUAAGAAAACAGGCUUUUUGAAAUCAAGUGUAGACCCAAAGGCUAAUUUUGCAUAAUGUUUAUAUUUUUAGACUUAAGAAAUCAGCACCUAUUUAGCACCUUGAUACCUUCUGCAUCACUAUUCAUUUUUCUGUUAUUUCUUACUUGCUUGCUUCUUAAUUCUUCAUAGAAAAAAUUAAAAUUAGUCAGCCAACUAAGUGAUUAUAACAAAACAUCCAAAACAAUAAUUUAGAAACAUCUAGUAAAUUAGAAUUGGCUUUCCAAAUUUUGGUAAUUAAUAGCUUAUUGAGAAUUAAAAUCAACUUGAUGUUACUUAGACAGGAGGAAAUGGAACAGCAAUGAGAUUAGGUAUCUAUUUUCUUACCUGUAAAAAUGCUGCCCUUUCUCAAAUUGCUUUAUUUCUCUCCUACCCCAUUAAUAUAGCUAGAAGAGCCCCUUCAACUGCCACAAAAUGUAAUUCUCCUAGAUGACUAGGAUAUCCUCCAACUCAGUAUCAUACCAAACCACACUGUGUUUGGGUAACAGCACCCAAAAUGCUGCUAAAAAGCUACCUCAUGUUAAGAAAAUAUUGACUUCAAAACAUAUCUAACAACUGAGGAUCUAUUUCUAAACCAUAGUUUUCAAAGGUGAAAUGUAAAUUAUAUUAUAACUAUGUAUUAAUAAUAGCUAUGCAGGAAGUUAGUUUUUCUUUUACUUUAAGGGUCUUUUUCAAGAAAAUCAUAUUCUUUCACUUAGAAGCAAAAUGUUACAUCAGUGUAAUUUUCAAUUUACAUUAAUUUUUGGUAUAUUUUAAAUGAUUCUAUUUUAUAAUUCUGUCUUGGACCACUGAGCCAUGGUUAGAAUCCACAUAGACAGGGUGCCAUUUGUAGAAUGAAGUAUAAUAAAGAAAGUUAAUAUUUUCUUUGCA
This is a messenger RNA of Lemur catta (Ring-tailed lemur), 5524 nucleotides long. It is a transcript of the gene A1CF, whose product is annotated as APOBEC1 complementation factor. Gene Ontology annotation, molecular function: mRNA binding. The coding region runs from base 138 to 1934 and encodes 598 amino acids. Gene Ontology annotation, cellular component: nucleus. NCBI's taxonomy places the organism in Eukaryota, Metazoa, Chordata, Mammalia, Primates, Lemuridae. The transcript is spliced from 12 exons. The record is from RefSeq and is a predicted model, not a curated record.